Messenger RNA from Effrenium voratum, 1384 nucleotides. Lineage: Eukaryota; Dinophyceae; Suessiales; Symbiodiniaceae. The record is from the annotation of a GenBank genome assembly.
GUCAACUUGACCCAAGGAAAUCAUCUGGUAGCGACAGCGCUGGGAUGGCCGCAUGCUGAUGUCAUGGCCAUGCGCAGAGGAGGUUUCUUGCUCCUGGCCCUGCUGGGAGGCCUGGGCUUCUGCCCUUCCCUUCCAACGAGUCGCAGGAGCCGGGUACCGCGAGCUGCACUUGAUGACCUCACAGCUGAGAUCGUGUCCACCCUGAAGGUGGCGCAGCUGCGGGAAGAGCUGCGCGGCGCGGGUUUGGACGACAGCGGCGUGAAGAAGGCCUUGGUGCAGCGUCUGACUGUCGCCAUCGCCGAUCGCUCUGGCGAAGUGCGUAAGGAGGCCUCAAAGGAGCCCGAGAUGGAGCCGUUGCAGCCUGCGGUGCGCUUCGUCGUCAAUGCUAGUGUCGGCCACAUGGCUAGAGUUGUCAGCCUGCCUGACGCCGACCAUCUGCUGGUGUUGGGGGACUUUACAGGCCAAAGUUCUGCGUUAGACGCAGAGGGACAUGUGCUGUGGACUUCGAGCGCUGGGCUGGAGUCAAUCUCGAACACUGCAGUGGUCGGAUCUGACGUGUUUUGUGCCAGCGGGUGGACGGGGCAAGUUUCCGCUGUGGCUGGGAAGGCGGCGCGGUGGACGAAGGAUGUUGGAGUUGGGGAGUAUGCCCGUGUCGCUGCCACAUCCGCGCUGGCCAUCUUUGGGGGCGGCAGCAGUGUGCAUCAGGUCGCCGGUGUCGACACGUCGAGCGGGGAUGUGCGCUACUGUCUGGAUCCUGGCAUCGGUGCUAUCUGGACGCUCUGCGCGGCUGGCGAGCGCCUGCUGUGCGGGGGCAGCUGGACCAGGCCGGAACACACUGCCCAUGUAGCAGGCUUGGAUGCAUCGUCUGGCAAUGUGCUGUUUACAGCAAACCCCGAUGUUGGGAGAUAUAUUGAGACUGCCUUGACUGCAGACGGAGGGGCCGCCUUUUGCGGGGGAGAGAACGGCAUGGUCACAUCUCUUGAUCCAGCUACAGGAGCUGAGCGCUGGCGUGCCAGCUCUUCCGUCCAGGAGGUGUGGGGAUUGGCGAUUGCGGCGGAUCAAGGGCUGCUUAUUUGCGAUGGCGGCUGGUCGGAGCUGAUGUCCGCCCUGGAUCUCGAAACUGGAGCCCUGCGUUGGGGUCCGGUGAAUGCCACCGUGGGCAAGAUCUUCAGCUUCCUGGCAGUGCCGGACCUGGACCUUGUCCUCUGCGGCGGGUCAGAUGGCACGUUGGCCGGGCUCCAGCUCGCCUCAGGGGUGCUCAGAUUCGUGGUGGAUGUUGGCGUGGGUGAGAUUUGGAGCUUGGCCUAUGACGCGCGCACCAGGCAACUCUUCUGUGGCGGCAACAACGAAUCUGUUGCUGCAGUGCAGCUAUGAGCGUCCGACC